Astyanax mexicanus (Mexican tetra) is the source of this 4675-nucleotide messenger RNA. RefSeq names its product LHFPL tetraspan subfamily member 3 (gene lhfpl3). NCBI's taxonomy places the organism in Eukaryota, Metazoa, Chordata, Actinopteri, Characiformes, Acestrorhamphidae. The transcript is spliced from 4 exons. The coding region runs from base 689 to 1351 and encodes 220 amino acids. The record is from RefSeq and is a predicted model, not a curated record. Gene Ontology annotation, cellular component: plasma membrane. Gene Ontology annotation, biological process: sensory perception of sound.
UGUGCGUGUGUGUAUGUGUGUGUGUGCUGUAUGCUCUCCCUGUCAUCUCGGCGCGCGUGCUUCAGUGCUUCAGUCCAGGACACAUUUUAGAGAGAGAGAGAGAGAGAGAGACAGAGAAACAUAGAGGUGUAUAUAUACAGACAGAGGUAGAGCGAGUUAGAGAGAUAGACAGAGGGAGAGAGAGAGACGGUGUGUGUUUCUGACCAGAGAUGGGCUCCAGAGGCUGCAGAAGCUCAUCAUCUUCUUCAUUGCUGCAGCCUGGAAGAUGCUAUUUUUCACCACGUGAAUAAUGAAUGGGGCACUCAUGGCUGACCACUCUGCAUUUUAAUGCUGUUUUCAGGGAUUCAUCUGUCAUUUUUGGCUGAGAUGAGAGCAGGCUGCUGUGGGAGCGGUGGUGCUUUGCUGUUGAAGAAUCUGUAGAGCAACAAGGAUGCAGGAUUUCUGGACAUGAUAUGAGAUGUUUGAGGCAUGAUGGUGUGAAUGAGAAAACAAACACCAACCCCUUGAUUUAUUUGCAACCGAUAAGCAAAAAGAAGAAAGAAAACAACCCGAAUCAAAAUCAGUUAAUGCACCGAAUCAUACUAGUGACACCUGAUUAUACCACAAGCUUCCACGACACGAUUCCACCAAGUCUACCCCAGCUUCUGGUGCUGUGCAGCUCCAGCUCCACGAGGUCUGCAUCCAGGCGAUGGUCCCUGGAACACCAGCAGCCAUGCUCCCCGCUUCAGAAGCCGCUAAAAUCUACCAGACCAACUACGUGAGGAACUCCCGAGCCAUUGGAGUUCUCUGGGCCAUCUUCACCAUUCUCUUCGCCAUCGUCAACGUGGUCUGCUUCAUCCAGCCCUACUGGAUUGGCGACGGGGUGGACACCCCCCAGGCCGGCUACUUCGGCCUCUUCCACUACUGCAUCGGAAACGGACUGUCACGAGACCUCAAGUGCUACGGCAGCUUCACCAACUUCAGCUCCAUCCCUUCGGGUGCCUUCAAGGCUGCUUCCUUCUUCAUCUGCACCUCUAUGGUCCUGGUGCUCACCUGCAUCGCCUGCUUCGCCCUCUUCUUCUUCUGCAGCACUGCCACCGUCUACAAGAUCUGCGGGUGGAUGCAGCUGGCGGCAGGUACGUGUCUAGUGUUGGGAUGUCUGAUCUAUCCGGACGGUUGGGAUGCGGAUGAGGUGAAGAGGAUGUGCGGGGAGCAGACGGAUAAGUACACUAUUGGAGCGUGCUCAGUGCGCUGGGCCUACAUCCUGGCAAUCAUGGGCAUCCUGGACGCCCUCAUCCUCUCCUUCCUCGCAUUCGUCCUGGGCAACCGGCAGGAUGGGCUCAUGGGGGAGGAGCUUCUGGGAGACAGUUGAUUCUGCCCAGUAAAGGAACCCGAUUUAACGUUAAGUGAUCCAGCUUAUCAUCCUAUGCGUGGGUGUUUGGAGUGUCCAAUGGAUUUUGGAGCAAAUGAAGGAAGUGAGGAAUGAGAAAGGAAAGAAAAGGUUAAUGGUGCCCAUUUUCUGCCCACACUGACCACUGCCCACCUUCUACUGAGGAAGAAUAUGGAUUUAACCCUUCAUCCACUGGUUUCAGCGCAGAAUGGAGGAAUGAAAACAGGGUCGUGUGACCAUUAUUUCAUCAACGUACAUCUUAAAUUACACUAUUCACACCCAUCACAUCUGUUUUUAUAUUUCUCUUUGUUACACACACACACACACACACACACGCAAAACAUUUACUUAAUAUUAGCUCUGAGCUGAAAUACACUAAAUGUUUUUGGACCACUUUGCACUCUAAACUCUAAACCAAACCUGAAACAAACUGUAGUGUGGACGGCUGUAGCUUGGACUUCUGGACUACUAGACUCUCCCCUGCACCCCACAGCUUCUGCAGUCUUUACCACCACAGAAGGGUGCCAAUACUUUUGUUCAGAUCUGAGUAAUGGCUCUUAAUAAGAAGAAAAACAUUGUGAUGAUGUUCUGCAGGACUCAACCUGCUUGAUCUGGCUCUGAGACAUACUGAUCUUAAAAACAACAGGGAAAAAAUGAAAAUAUUUAUGUGUGUAUGUUUAGGACAAAAACCUUGUAUCUCCAAAAAAAAAACAUUUUUGAAUUUGAAAGGACAUAAAAAAUUAUAUUAUUAUAAAUGUAUUUUGGAGCAUUUCUAGUGGUCUAUUCAUCAUGAAAUUAUAUACAAUAUAAAGAACAACUACCAGAUUUAUAAUGUAGAGAAAAUAUACAAAGUAAAGUACAAGGUAGUUAGCACUGGGACAAAACAUUGUACCUCCAUUUCUGUCAUAAAAUGAAAGAAUAUGGGCUCUGAGUGGUUCAGCAAGAGUCAUACCUGUCAAGUUUUGGACUUAAAAAUAAGGGAUUUUUUCCGCCGCCCCAACAGCCCAACCGAGGGCUAAAAAUUAUAUAUAUAUAUAUAUUUAAUAGAUUUAAAAUUGAAAUUGAAGGAUGCACACAUUUACAAAAAGGACAUGGACCAGAUAUAUUCCAUAAGUAAAUAAUAGUCCUAAGGGGCUACACAAUUAAUAAUCUUUCAUUAAUACUUCUUUCUAUCGUUCAGUCCACUCCUGAUCAGUUCAGUUAAUUUCAGCCCUCUCCACAUUUUCUCUCUCUCCAGCUCAACCAUCUCCUCUACCCCUUCUAAAUAAUACAUUAUACCACAAUACUUGAGAUUUUAACAAAUUAUAAUAAACCCUAAAACUAGUCCUGAACUAAUAGAGUUUGGAAAUGAAAUAGUUAUUGGCUGAUCAGGCACAUCAGGGCAGGGCAUUAUAUAUAUAUAUAUAUAUAUAUAUAUAUAUAUAUAUAUAUAUAUAUAUAUAUAUAUAUAUAUAUAAAUAUGUAGAUUUUUCUCAAACCCUGAAUAUCUAGCUAAUUCUAAAGUUAAGCUAACUGAGUCACAAGUUGGAUUUUAUUAAACACACAAUGGGUUUAAUUUAUGUUUUGAUUCAGAGAAGAGUCUUUUUAACCAGCUAUCAGAAGCAAUCUCAUCACAGUUUACAUGGUUAAUUACCUUUCUUUUAGAAAAAUCUCCGUAUAUCCAGAUUAGUUUUAACGACAGCUGCUCCGACUAGCUGCCUGAACUCGGGGCUUCCCCACAAUAAACUGCGCUCCGCAAAACCAGCAAGCUGAUUGGCUGUUUCUCCUGAAAGGCGGGACUUUCUCCUUGAACCGGCACCACGAUUGGUUAAGAGACACACAGCGAUCAGUGCAUUGUCGCCUGUGGCCUAUUUUUAUUUUAUUUAAUAUAAUACGGGAAAUUUACGGGAAAAUACUAAUACGGGAGGACGGCGGGAAAGAGGAGUAAAAUACGGUAGUUUCCCGGCCAAAACGGGAGACUUGACAGGUAUGAAGAGUAGCCUGAGGAUAGCCAGCAGCAGCCGGAGUCUGAGAGACUUCAGCUGGUCAUACUGUUUGUCUCUGGGUGGGUACAGUAGGUAGCACUCUCUGCCCUCAUUACUCCCACUGUGCUGGUCAGUACAGGUGUCUGUUAGAUGAUGCAUCAGAGCUGAGGAUCUGGUGCUUACCUCUGAGUGUGCUGUGAUAAUGUAUUGAUUAGUAACAAUUGAAAAAGAGGCGGAGUAAGACUUCAAAUGUAUUUUUAACGCUAAAUGGAUCAAUAGAAACCCAAAACUCUGUCAAGUUCUGUCAAGAGGUACAAGGUUUUUGCCUGAAAGCAACAGCAUAUAAAUUCACUGCCUGUCAAAAGUUUGCAGACACCUCAUCAUAUAUUGAACUUUUUAUUUCAGCACAUUUAUUUUUAAAUAAGCCAUUAUUUUUUGGGGUUUUAAGAUCUAUAAUAGAAAUUCACUUUAUGGAAAAUCUUUAUCAAAUAGUUUAUGAGUAAAUUCAGUGUUUUAAUUCAGACUAGUAGAAAAUCUUAAUUAGUAAAUAAAAGUGCAAAAAUGACAUGUUAUAAAAUUCCAUGGCACACAGUGUCAAUGACACGAAGCACCAACAACCACUGGAGACAUAACAGCACCCUCUUGUGGAGAGUUUUUCGCCUGUAAGUGAAGUGAGUGAAUCAAUUAUUUUUUUUGUGAGGUUGGGUGAAAAUCCUCUCUAUCAUCAUUCCAGCAGACCUUACUGCAGCAAAGGGGCAAAACCCUAUUAAUACACCCCUGAUUUCAGAAGAAACGCUGGUGUCAGCAAACUUUUGCACAAAAAGUGUACACAGUACAAUAAUCAGCUAUAACAUUAAAAACACUACAUACCUGCUGAAGAAAACAACAUUGAUGUACGGUAUGUACAUAUGUUCCCGGGUACCCUAGAAUCAUUAUUGAUACUGCAGUCUCUCUGGCCACUUUAGAAAUUACAGGACUUGAAGAAUCUACUGUAAUGUUAUUCUUGGUACAGAUACCACAGAACACUUAGUGGGUUGGUGCUAAUAAUCAGGUGGUUUUAAUGUUAUGGCUGAUAGGUAGGGUUUUAAAUAAGAAAACAUAUCAAUUGAAAACAGUUUGGCAGACAGUGAGCUAAUUUCAGACAUGAGCUUUGGGGGAGGGGGAACAUGUUAUUGUCAUGGUGGCCAUCUUGUAUUGUAUGGUAUGUCAGUUUUCUGGUAUCAUAUACAAAAUAUUGUGUAACAAAUACAUUUACAUCAAUAUGAAGCACACCAUUAUUUUUCUGGUAAAAAUUGGUAGCAGUUUAAUGUGUCACAUGCCUUCCUUCCGAAAAAAAAAAAAA